AUGGCAACAGAAACUUUGACUCUUAACAGCGAGACCGCUGAUGCUCUGGCACAGUUGCAAUACCCGCGCGAACCGCUCAAGUUGUCAGGCGCUCUUGAUCAGUACAAGUCCUUCGAUGUCACCCCGGUAAUUGGUCGAGAGUUCGUCGACGUCAAUUUGAAGGACUGGCUGAAUGCUCCUAAUUCUGAUGAUCUCAUUCGAGACCUUGCGAUUACCAUUUCGCAGCGUGGUGUAGUCUUCUUCCGUAAGCAGGAUGACAUCAACAACGAUCUCCAAAAGCAGCUUGUGCAGCGCUUGGGUGAGCUGUCCGGUAAGCCCGAGACAUCGAAGCUACAUAUUCACCCUGUUAUCAAUGCCGGUCGACGUCUUGGUGGCGGCGAUAACGAGAUCAGUGUCAUCAGCUCCGAGCAGGCAAAGGAAAUUUACAAGAACAAGUUCCUGAAUUUUGCCGAUCGCAAGCAGAGCGCGAAGGGCGGCUGGCACAGCGACAUUACCUUCGAGAAGAUUCCUAGUGACUACGCACUCUUGAGAUUGACUGAGCUGCCGAAGACAGGUGGAGACACUCUUUGGGCCUCGGGGUACGAGCUGUAUGACCGCCUCUCACCUCCUUACCAGAAGUUCUUUGAGGGUCUCACUGCCACAUAUGCCCAGCCAGGUUUCAAUCUCGCUGCGAAAGAGAAUGGGUUCGAAGUAUACGACAGGCCUCGAGGUGCACCUGAGAAUGUGGGAACCGAGUUGAUCGCUGAGCACCCAGUGAUCCGAACGAAUCCCGUGACAGGCUGGAAGUCCAUCCUCGCUGUUGGCCACCACGUCCAGCAGAUAAAUGGCUUAACAAAGGAAGAAAGCCAGCACGCACUGGACUGGUUUGUUCAGUUGAUUGUUGAAAACCACGACCUACAGAUACGCCAGAGGUGGCAGAACGAGAAUGAUCUUGCUAUUUGGGAUAACAGAAGCGUAUACCAUACUGCGACUUUCGACUAUAAGGGACAGGGGCCGAGGACCGGUCAGCGAGCCGUGAGCUUGGGUGAAAAGCCGUAUCUUGACCCGAACAGCAAGUCUCGUCGCGAGGAUCUCGGUCUCAAUGAUGGAUAA
Molecule: messenger RNA, 1092 nt
Organism: Didymella exigua CBS 183.55
Lineage: Eukaryota; Fungi; Ascomycota; Dothideomycetes; Pleosporales; Didymellaceae
Product: taurine catabolism dioxygenase
Exons: 3
Coding region: 1-1092 (363 amino acids)
Cellular component (GO): cytoplasm
Molecular function (GO): 2-oxoglutarate-dependent dioxygenase activity
Source: RefSeq, a predicted model, not a curated record